Molecule: messenger RNA, 1647 nt
Organism: Zea mays
Lineage: Eukaryota; Viridiplantae; Streptophyta; Magnoliopsida; Poales; Poaceae
Exons: 3
Coding region: 497-1387 (296 amino acids)
Source: RefSeq, a predicted model, not a curated record
GAAAAUAUUACCUAGUUGACUGCGGUUAUGGCGCAAAGCCAGGGUUUUUACCACCUUUUCGUGGUGUCCGAUACCACUUAAAAGAGUGGGGUAAUGAUAACAGGCCAGAAAAUGAGAAGGAAUUAUUUAAUUUAAGACAUUCACAACUACGGGUUACUGUUGAGCGUGCCUUUGGAUCCCUCAAGAACCGUUUUAAGUUUCUUGAUGAUGCUCGACCUUUCUUUCCUUUCAAAACACAAGUAGAUGUUGUUCUUGCAUGUUGCAUCCUCCACAAUUGGAUAUUAUCACACGGGGCAGAUUGUUUUCUCCCACCUGAGGAAGCAUGGACAACAAACCAACCUUCUAGUUCAACAAGUUCCCAUCAAGAGCAAGUACAAGAAAAUAGACAAUGGGUUCAGUGGAGGCAGCAACUUGCAAAUUGGAUGUGGGAAACUAGAGCAGCUUCCCAUGUACAAGAAAACUAGAGCAUAAACUGCAAAGUGACAUCAUUCUUUGGAUGAAGAUGGAUGAUGUCCAAGAAAUUGAACAAAGGUCCCAACCACAAAUUUUCUGGACACAAGAAAUGUCUGCAUGUGCUUUGAAAUACUUGGCCCAGUUGGUUGCUGAUGGAAUUCGAGUAGACAAAGGUUUCAAAAGCUCGCACUAUAAUCAAUGUGCUAAAGUGGUAAAGGAAAGAUUUCAGGUUCAAGUUUCUGGUUCUCAAGUUACCAAUCAUCUUAAGACAUGGGGAACUCGCUGGUCAAACAUCUGCAAUUAUAAGAAGAUUAGCUCAGCCCAUUUUGAUGAGCAAACUGGAACAAUAUUACUUGAUGAGAAGAACUACUUGGAACGGGUGCAGAAAAAACCAUCUGAAGCUAAAUUUUUCAACAAGCCACUUGAGAACUACCAUUACAUGGCUGUCAUAUUUGGGAAUCAGCAAGCAACUAGACUGUUUGCAAAAUGCACCGGUGAUCCCCUAGGUUUCGACACAUCUGAAAGUGCAGAUACAUAUGGUGUGGGUUAUUCUGGAGACUUGGCUGGUCAUGAGAGUAACAAUGCAAGUCCGACUCGUGAUAGUGGAGAAUCAUUGAACCCAAGUGGUCAAGUUCGUGAUGGUGGAGGCUCAUCUACUCGAAGUGGUGCAAGAAGGAAGAGAGGGCGCAUGAUGUUGGAAGAUGAGGAUCCAUUGAUAUGCACUGUCACUGAAGCUUUUAAGACUCUUUCAGAUGCAAUCAAGCAGUCAGCACCACAACCACGUCCGGUAAUCCCACCCAACCUAUGGACUGUGAUGAAAGAAAUUCCUGUCUUUCAAAGAGAGCAUAUAGCACACUAUUAUGGCUACUUGUGUGAGAAUCCAGUCCUUGCUUAUGCCUUUCUAGAGAUGGGACUAGAUGAUCAGAUGGUAUGAGUCUCUAGGUACAUCAAGACUCAUCUUUCUGAUUGAUGCAUCAAAGAAGCAGAUUAGCCUAAAACUUGUAUCUGAAACGUCUCAGUAUUUCUAUGAUGGAUGGAGUCUCUGAAACUUAUCUUUGAACAUUGAUAUGCAUGUUAGAUAACUUCUCAGUUUUAUUUGUAUGCUGGAUAAUGCUGAAUAUGUUUGUUGGAUAACUUAUCAGUUUUUAAUGUAUGCUGGAUAAUGCUUGAUAAAAUUAUAUGAUAUCUAUGGGA